UCGGAUUCCAAGCUGGCAGGCAGAUGAUCUCCGCGUAAAGCAGGAUGCCACUCGUUGGAUCUUUCGACAGCAGUUUAAAGGACUUCGUCGAUCUGAACCUGUAUUUCAGCGACUCAUGCUGAAUUUCAGUCCAGAGCCAGCCUGCUCUCCAUUCCACAAGGAUGGCAACUAUUCGCAGAGUGCUGCGAAGGCGAUUGCACCCACUGAAACUGGCCAUAGUUGCCCUUCUCUUUGUUACAUUUGUGUUCUUCAUACAAUGGGAAGCAGGGGGCCAAGGCCAGCAGGAGGACCCCUGGCUGAAGGAGAUGGCGGUGAAGCGAGAUGCCAUGCUGGGGAUGGUGAUGGGAGCUGUCAAUAACUUCAGGGAUGCGAUGCCAAAGAUGCAGAUCAUAGCCCCUGUACGGCAGCCGGACAAACCGGGCAGCAUGUCCUGUCUGCCGGGACGCUACACCGCUGCUGAGCUCAGGCCGGCUCUGGAGCGGCCCCCCCAGGACCCUGUGGCUCCUGGAGCUGCUGGGAAACCUUUCCACACAGACUCACUGAGCCCCAAAGAGCAGAAGGAGAAGAAGAGGGGAGAACAGAAACACUGCUUUAACCUGUAUGCAAGCGACCGCAUCUCUCUGAGCAGAGAUCUGGGUGCAGACACAAGACCACCAGAAUGUAUUGAGCAAACCUUCAAGCGAUGCCCCCCCUUGCCGACCACCAGUGUGAUAAUUGUGUUCCACAAUGAGGCUUGGAGCACUCUGCUGAGGACAGUAUACAGUGUCCUCCAUGCCUCCCCAGCCAUUCUCCUCAAGGAGAUCAUCCUGGUGGACGACGCCAGCACGGACGAUGUGUUGAAGGAGGACUUGGAUGAGUAUCUGAAGCAGCUGAACAUUGUGCAAGUCGUCCGGCAGCGAGAGAGGAAAGGACUCAUCACUGCUCGGCUGCUGGGUGCCUCCGUGGCCACCGGUGACACCCUCACCUUUCUGGAUGCCCACUGUGAAUGCUUUAAUGGCUGGCUGGAGCCUCUGCUGGCGAGGAUAGCCGAGAACUACACUGCAGUCGUGAGCCCUGAUAUAACCACGAUUGAUCUCCAUACGUUUGAGUUUAUGAAACCGUCCCCAUACGGCCAGAACCACAAUCGGGGCAACUUCGACUGGGGCCUGUCUUUUGGCUGGGAGAGUCUACCGGAUCAUGAAAAGCAAAGGAGGAAAGAUGAAACAUAUCCUAUCAAGACUCCCACAUUUGCUGGUGGGCUGUUCUCCAUCUCAAAAGAAUAUUUCUACCAUAUUGGAAGCUAUGAUGAAGAAAUGGAAAUCUGGGGUGGCGAGAAUAUCGAAAUGUCAUUUAGGGUGUGGCAGUGUGGCGGACAGCUGGAGAUCAUCCCUUGCUCCGUCGUCGGUCAUGUUUUCCGCAACAAAAGCCCACACACCUUUCCCAAGGGUACACAAGUGAUUGCACGCAACGAGGUACGGCUGGCCGAGGUCUGGAUGGACGAAUACAAGGAGAUCUUCUACCGGCGCAACCAGGAAGCUUUGCAGAUCGCAAGAGAUAGGACUUAUGGAGACAUCUCCAAACGCUUGGAACUCCGUUCACGGUUGCAGUGCAAGAGCUUCUCCUGGUUUCUGAAGAAUGUGUACCCAGAAGUCUUCAUGCCUGAUCUCAACCCACUCCGCUUUGGCGCAGUGAAAAAUGUGGGCAAGGACUCAUGUCUCGAUGCAGGACAGAACAAUGAUGGUGGGAAACAGCUGAUCAUGUACCCGUGUCACAGUCAAGGAGGAAACCAGUAUUUUGAGUACUCCACACACCACGAGAUCAGACACAACGUUGAGAAGGAGCUGUGUUUGCACGGGACAGAGGGGGCUGUGAAGCUGGAGGACUGCCAGUAUAAGGGCAGAAAAACAUCAGUUGGAGCAGAGCAAAAAUGGGAACUGAAGGAUAACAAGUUAUUCUACAUCCCAGGAUUAGACAUGUGUCUGAGUGCCCGUCACAAGCAUCCCACUCUGGCUCACUGCAACCCCUCAGACAGACACCAGCAGUGGUCCUUCGUCUGAGAGCGCAAAAUACCACUUUACAGAUAGCUACUCUGUAUGCCAGGGCAUACUAGGACAUGUGUACACUGUACUGUAUGCAGUUACCAUGCAGGGUUUUUUGUUUUAUUUUUAGAUUCAUGAUCGUAUUGAGUCUUAAUUUAUUUUUAUACAUAGAAGAACUGAACUCCUGCUGCUGCUGCUGCUGCUGGAAAGUAUGAACUUUGGAAGAAAACCACAGUGUGCCAUUGCUGGAGGGAAGCACGAGAUUCUUGGAACAAUGAAGAUGCGCUGUGUUGACAAGUGCCUCCUGUGUGUUUGAGACAUUUUCACUACUCCAAGUCCUCACAACCAAAACAUGUAGUAUUGGGUGUUAAAGCCAACACUAAAUAUUUUCCAGUGUAUAUAUAUAUGAAUGUAAAAAGAAAAAAAAAAAGAAGAGAGCUGAUCAUGUACAUUAUAAACAAGGAUUCAAGCUGGAAACACAAAAAAUCCCAAAUGUUACGCACCAAAGAGACAGACAGUGAAAACCUGAAACACACUAAUGUGACGUGCAUUCAACAUGUAUUUCCUAGACUCCAAAACCUCUUGUUCGGUACCGUCCAGUGCCUUGGAUGUAAUUUAAUUUCUCCCUGAGUGGGAAGGUGGUUGGGGGAUGGGUGAUGGUGUGCUGAGGCUGUAGAAAGUUUCUGUUGAUACAGAACUUUGGCUUCUCUAAUGCUGUGAUCAAAAGGGACUUAAGACUUUUGCAAUAUAAAAAAAUACAUAAGAAAGAGAAAUGGUUACAUACCAGCCUGUUUUUUUUUCCACUUGAGGGAACUGACAUGAGUCUAAAACCUAUAUUAUGUACAAUUAGAGCAACACAGUCGACCCUUUAUUAGAAACACAUGCGGUAAAGCAUCCUAAGUGAGGUUUAACUUGAAUCGUUCUUAAUCUCUUUUUGCUGCAGUGUUUUCCCGUAUUAUUUAAAAGCUUAUACUUUAAAAGGGAACUUUUGUAUUUAAAAUUAUUGCACCCAUUGAACUCCACGUGCUGCUGAAAUGCCCGAAACUCUCCCUGUGCAUCGAAGCACGAGUCCACAAAUGAAUUUCUGGUGCAGGCACUAGUGUUUAGAUGGCUGUGGAAUACUGUAAAUGACUUUGUGUUUGUGACUGGGGUGAAGAGCAAGUCAAAUGUGUCUGUUUUCCUCGAAUGGAAACUGUCUUGUGUCGUCAGAGUGCCUUCGUGUAAAGAUGUGUUAUUUGGAGCUCAAUAAAAUCAGUUGGGUAGUACUCACA
Molecule: messenger RNA, 3289 nt
Organism: Stegastes partitus (bicolor damselfish)
Lineage: Eukaryota; Metazoa; Chordata; Actinopteri; Pomacentridae
Gene: galnt3
Product: UDP-N-acetyl-alpha-D-galactosamine:polypeptide N-acetylgalactosaminyltransferase 3 (GalNAc-T3)
Exons: 11
Coding region: 162-2036 (624 amino acids)
Biological process (GO): protein O-linked glycosylation
Cellular component (GO): Golgi apparatus
Molecular function (GO): polypeptide N-acetylgalactosaminyltransferase activity
Source: RefSeq, a predicted model, not a curated record